AUGAACUUCAGACUCUCGUCACUCAUUCUGCUGUUACACAUUCAAGGGUCCCUGACAUUGGACAGCUUUUCUGUAACCUGUACUAAAAAGAACAUCUGUGCUGUAAGGGGAACAGAGGUGACACUGAGGUGCUCUUACACAAACAGAGACAUCAAAACUAUGUUCUGGUUUAACAAGAAACAAAGUAAAAACUGGAGAGAAAAGAAAGAACCUGAAGAUUUGAGGUUAGAUUCAGACUACUCAGGACGAGUGAAGCAGUGGUUAUAUUACUACCCAUCAGAUCUCACAAUAACAGAUGUGAGAGAGAGCGACUCUGGAGAAUAUCAGCUCAUGUUCAUUAUGAAGGAUGGAGUUAAACACAUCAGCUCAGUCACAGUCAAUCUAACAGUCACAGUUUUACAGGUGAAGAUGAUUCCUCAAUCUAGAGGGCAGCAAGUAGAACUGUUCUGUGAUUCUUCCUUAUUACACAUAAAAAACAUAUUAGUGUCAUCCAGAGGAAACGCUGACAGCUAUUCCUGCUCUGAGUCUGGUGAACACAACCCCUCCACUUCUGUGUGUGUGUCUAACAGCAGCUGUUGGGAUGUGACUUACACAUCUAGAAGAGUUUGUGCUUUAGUGGGAUCAACAGUAGAUAUUCACUCUUCAUAUUCACAUCCCACUGGAUAUACAGUAGUGAACACAUUCUGGCAUUAUUCAAAUUUUGACUUGGAUCUGCGUGAGGAGCAGCAGUUUGUUGGUCGUGUGGAGUAUGAUGAAAACACACUGAGAAUCAAAGAUGUCAAGACGAGCGACUCUGGAGAAUAUCGAUUCAGAAUCAUCACUAACACAUCAGGAGGCAAAUAUUCUGGUUCACCUGGAGUCAUUCUUACUGUUACAGAUACACAGGUGACAAGCAGUCCAGACCCUGCGGUAGAUGGAGAAAAUGUGAUAUUACACUGUUCAACCAAAUGCACUCUGGAUAACAAACACACAUACAUCUGGUAUAAGAAUGGAACACAGGUUACAGAUGGAUUCACAUUAUUAAACAAGCUGUACCUGAACUCAGCCAGCAGAGAGGAGAUACAACGGUAUUCAUGUGGUGCCAUACAGAUCUCAGUUCUACAGAAGCUCAUAUGGUUACGAAGCAUUGUGGUCACACUGUCUGUAUUUCUGACUAUUGCACUCAUAGGAAUCCUGUGGUACAGGAUAAGAAAGUAUACCUUGUCUAAAAACCAGAAGGACACCAAGAUGGAGGCACAGUAUGAGUCAGUGUACAGUAAUGCUGCACCGUCUAAGCCCGCGCAUAAAGAAGAAAAUAACGAAAAUCAGGAUAUUCAUUAUUCCAGCAUUAACUUUGGAGGCUUCAAAACGAAGCACGCAUCUGUAGAGUCCACAGACACCACAGAAAAAGAGGAUGUUCAGUACGCCUCUGUAAUUUUCAGUUGACAAACUGUUGCAAUCGUAUCUUAGCCAUCUUUUGUUAUUGCUAUUUAUCUGUGUUGUAUGCACAAUCCCAAGCAUGCACCAAAAACUAAAAACAAACACAUCCUUUCCGUGUUUUUCAGCAUAGAUAUCAGCUAAAAGCAUUUUCAGCACUUUUCACUAGCAAUAGCCGAUAGCAAAUCGUGUACGACAAGUGGCUACGACUACAGUCUAUUUUACUUUCUGUUUUAUUUAUUAACAUAUUAACACAGCAAUGCAUAUUUUUUAUAAUGAUUGUGUGGAUUUGUAAAUAUUACCUAAAUCGUCAAUCCUUAAAGUUCUAGUGUGUACAAUUUAGAGGAAUCUGGCGGUGAGAUUUUGAAUUGCAACCAUUGGCUCACUCCACCACUCCAACUCCUUUAGGCGAAUUCUAUGUUAGGGGACCGGCCAUGUAUGUAUAUAGAAAUAGCUAAUGUAAAGGUAAUAAGAACAUAACGCUUUGUUGUGUAAGUACUUUAAACACAUCUGAAAACAUUGAUAUGUAUAUUAUAUUGCAUAUCUGUCAAUAGAUCCUUAAAAAACUCACACAUUAGUGAGAUACAGAUCCCGUGAAUAAGCAAAAAUUUUUUUUUCUUAUUUAAUGAAUUCACCUGUGUGAGUGUAUGCUUAACAUGCAAAGUAGCAUUUUUAGAUGCAGAUUUUUUUCGCAAACAUAUAUAUAUUAUUUUCUUCGCUGUCGGACAGAAACCUAAUGCAGUAUGUCAAUAUUUCAUUAUUUUUUAUUGUUUAAUAAAUCAUUACUAUAUUGUUUUAUAUAAUCAUUACUAUGUUAAUCUUUAUGUUUGUUUGUGAGUUUUAAACAUUUGACCAAUAAAAAGUAUUAAAAGAUGCUU
This is a messenger RNA of Triplophysa dalaica, 2294 nucleotides long. RefSeq lists its product as uncharacterized. NCBI's taxonomy places the organism in Eukaryota, Metazoa, Chordata, Actinopteri, Cypriniformes, Nemacheilidae. The coding region runs from base 1 to 1425 and encodes 474 amino acids. The record is from RefSeq and is a predicted model, not a curated record. The transcript has 9 exons.